AUGUCACCCAACCGAGCUAAAGCUGAAUCCGAGGAAGCUGAAAGCAAUGUUUCAGCUUCAAUUCAAAGAGUCACCUCUGCGUCUGGUAGUGAAAGGCCCGGUGCUGAAUUUGUUAGAAUUGGUAAGCCUCCGAUAGAUAAAAUCUGCAAACAUGGGACGGAAGAAUUUAAGGCUACUGCAAAUGAUGAUCCGGAAAGGGCCAAGUUCUGGCUUGAAAACUUUAUCUCGGGUUUUGAUGAACUGUCCUGCAUAACUGCCGAGUGCCUGAAAUGUGUAGUGUCCUUACUAAAAGAUACGACUUACCAUUGGUGGAAUACCAUAACUUCAGUUGUACCGAGAGAGAAUAUUACAUGCGAAUUCUUCCAUACUGAAUUUAGAAAGAAAUAUGGUAGUCAGAAGUUCAUGGAUCAGAAAAAGAAAGAACUUCUAGAACUCAAGCAGGGAAGCAUGACUGUAUCUGAAUAUGAACAGGAAUUUGUACGAUUGAGUAAGUAUGCCAGGGAAUAG
Molecule: messenger RNA, 507 nt
Organism: Gossypium arboreum
Lineage: Eukaryota; Viridiplantae; Streptophyta; Magnoliopsida; Malvales; Malvaceae
Exons: 2
Coding region: 1-507 (168 amino acids)
Source: RefSeq, a predicted model, not a curated record